GGAGCGGGGGCGGCUUGGGGGAUUUUGGGGAAUUUUUGGGAUUUGGGGGGCUCCGGGUGCGACCCCGCGGGUACGGUCCUCGCAGUCCCCAACCCGGAGGGGCCCGGGCUGCAGGGAACCGCCCCGAGCUGCUUUCACACGCCUCGGGGACGGGCAAACUCGCAGCUCAGGCCCUGCAGCUUCCCCCUGCCCUGAGCUCCUUCCCAGACCCUGAAGCUCCCCCAGGUCACCGGAACCCCCCGGAUCCUCUGCGGGGUGCGGCGCCAUGUUCGGCUCCUCCCGGGGCGGGGUCCGGGGGGGCCAGGACCAGUUCAGCUGGGAGGAUGUCAAGACAGACAAGCAGCGUGAGAAUUACCUGGGGAACUCCCUGAUGGCGCCGGUGGGGCGGUGGCAGAAGGGCAAGGACCUGACCUGGUAUGCCAAGGGCAAGAAGGACACGGGCCCCCCGUUAUCCCGGGAGGAAGAGCUGGCUGCAGUCCGCCUGGCCGAGCAGGAGGCCAUGAUGGCAGCGCUGGGCUACAAGAGCUUGAAGAGGCAGCCCACGGGCCUCAGCAAAGAGGACCUGGCUGAGGUGUGCAAGAGGGACGGCGGCGAGCGGGACGAGAAGGACGUGGAUCGCGUGGUGGGCUUGGGCAGCUCCAGUGGCAGUGCUGGCAGGUUGAUGCUCUCCAAGGAGGACAGAGAGGCAGCCAAGAUGGGGCUCUCGGUCUUCACGCACCAGAAAGUCUCCAGCAGCCCAGAGACAUCUGUCUCCAAGAAGAAGCAGGAAAAGGAGGAGAAGGUGGAGGAGAAACGACCUGAGAGCAGCAAAAAGUCCAAAAAGGAGAAGAAGAAGGAGAAAAAGAACAAGAAAAAGAAGAAACAUAAGAAAGAGAAGAAGAAGGACAAGGAGAAGCAUUCCAAGAAGGAUGCUGCCUCAUCAUCCUCUGAUUCUUCCCCAGAUCGGGAUAACAGGCACCACGGCCGGAGGGCGCAGCAGCGCUCGGAGGCGCCGCGGCACGGCAGCCGGCGGCGGCACGGCUCGGCGUCCUCGGCGAGCAGCGGCAGCUGCGGCCGGAGCCCCGCCCGCCGGCGCAGCCGGAGCAGGGACGGCCGCGGCCGCCACCCGUCCCCGCGGAGGAAGGGCAGGAAGAGGAGCAGGUCCCGCUCCCCGCCGGCCCGCGGGCUCCGGCAGCGCCACGACACCGACUCGGAGGACUGAGAGGGAGCCUGGGGGUGUUUCAGGGACAUCUUGCAUAGAUUUAUAUUUUUUAAGUGAUUGAAUUAAGAAGGCUGUAGCCCCGCGGGUGCCGGGGCAGUGUGGCAAAGGGCAUUAAGGCUGUGGUGGCAGCAGCCCCUUCCCUGCCCGCCCAGGGGCAGCAGGGCCUGGGCACCCUUCUCCUCACUCCCAAAUCCAUCCAGGCAGGAUUGUGCGUGGAGGAUGCUGUGGGUGAGGGCUGGUGCUGGGGUGGUUCUGGCUGUGGUGCUGAAAAUGCUGUGGAUACCUCGUGUUUAUGGGUAGAGACUUUGGAAGAGAUUAUUAUUAUUAUUAUUAUUGUUAUUAUGAUGGGGUUUUGUCUUCUUUCCCUGCCCUCGAGUGCUUCCCAGUGCAGUGGCUGAAGAGUUUCUUUAGAUUCCCUAAGUUCAUCAGCUGCAUGGGUGGGAGUUUAAAGCUCAUCCAGUCCAAUCCAGGGACACCUUCCCCUGGGCCAGGCUGCUCCAAGCCCUGCCCAACCUGGCCUUGCACACCCAAAUAAUUCCUCAGCUUCUGGGGAGAAAGUGGAUGGGACCAGGUGUCUUCCAUGGGCUUUUUCCCUGGCCACAUCCCCCCACCCCAGGGAGCAGCAAACUCCAUUCCCAACCAGGACUGAAACCCUCAGCACGUGAUUGUUCAUGUUCUUGGCAUGCUGAAAGAGGGGAAUUUUACACCAAUAAAUAGAAAUAUUGAUCCGAGUGGAAAGGGGGUGUCCCCAGCAGCUCCGGAGCAUCGCUGCCAAGCACAAGGGCCUCGUUUGUGUAAUUAAUGAUGCAAUGGAAGACAGGGGGGGUUUGUGUGUCUUGGUGGACAAAAGCCCAGUGGCACCGUGCUCAGGAGCUCACAAAGCCCUUCUGUCCCAGCAGUGGGAGAUGCUGCAGAGCUGUCACAGCCUUCGGUGAUCCCCACCCCAAGGCCAUUUUUGGGGCUGGCAGCCCCUUGGCACCAGGGCUACAGCUCCUGAUCCAUCCCAGGGAUCCCCAGCUGGGGCACCCCGAGCCUGUGCACUCCCAGGCCAGGAGCUCUGCCCCUGCUGGUGCUCACCAGGCUGAGCUCAGGGUCACCUCCACGGGAUUUUGGGAUCCAAACUGGCUGGAGCCUGCUGGGAGCACCCCAGAGCAGGACUGUGCCUAAUGGGAACUGGGCAACAGGUUGGAAAGGCAGCCAUGGGAGAGUGGAAACAGCAGAGCAAGCAGAGAAAAAAAACCACAAAUCCCAGAGUCCUGCUCCCUCUGUGGGCUCCCACAUCCCAUCUUCACCUCCCAGGCUUUGGGAUGGGCUGGGCAGGGCCAGGGGCACCCCUGGCUCCCAGCAAAGGGACAGGGUGCUGGUGUGCACCAUGGCACGGGGCUGGGCACGGCUGGCCCAGCUCAGUUCAGCUCUCCUGGCCUUCCCUGUUUCACACUCAAACCAAGAUCAGUUUGAGAACCACGGGAAGCCAGAACUGAGGGGGCCACAAGUAAAGGAGCCCAGCCCCAUCCCUGCUCCCCCCAAAGCCUCCCUGUCUGGCUGCUGCAGUUCCUGGGGCACUGGGCAGGAUCCUUUUCCCUGGGCUUGAGCCACCUCCUGCCCAGCUGCUUGCUGGGUGCCCAAAACUCCAGGCUGAGAGCCUGGCACAGAGCAGAGCACAGCUCCCACAGCAUCACAUUCCCUGUUUUCCACAGCAAAUUCUGGAUGCAGAGGAGCAGCAUCCUAACCCAGCUGGCCCUUCAAGUUCAAUUCCCUCCCAGAACAGGAGUAAAGGCUGUCCUGCUCUAUUAGGGAUGCAAAUAUCCUGAUUCACAGCUUGAGAUUCCAAGGUGGAUUCCUGGCUUGCAGGAGGUUUGUGAUCCCAGUUUGCCCAGUGCUAUUUACCCUGUACUCCAGCCCCAGUGUCCCUGUUACCCACCCAGAAUCCCAGGUUUUCCCCCAGGGAAUUUGCUCUCUAACCUGCAGGACAGACCUUUCACCCUACAGCUUUCCAGCCUGUGGAAAGGGGGAUCUGCUGCAGCUCCAGCCAGGAGAGCAGCCUGAGCUGAGCACUGGGGAGGAGCAGCUGCAGCUGACAGGGAAGGCAGGAGGAUCACCCGGAGGAGCAGCUCUGUCCCAGAUCCAGAGGGAACUGCACAAAGGGAAAAUGCAAAACAAAGCACUUAGGAAGGUGGAAUUCCUAUUUUUCCCCCACAAAACUGCUAAUUAUGGAUGCUGUAAUUAACUGGGACCAGCAGGAGGAAGAACCUGUUGGGGGAACUGAUGGGGCUGCUCAAGCUCAACAAAGUGACUCCAGUAGAACCCAACAAAGCUCACCCACCAUUCCACCUGCAGGGUUCCAUCCAGGAAUGAUUCAUUCCUUGGAAAAUACAGGAGACAGCCUCAAAUUUUCAUGGAAAUCACGAUGUGGCAAAAAGCUGCCUGGAUUUGGAUCCCCUGCACAAAGAUGAUACAAACCAACACGAUACCAGUGCAAGUUUCAUGAAACUUUUUAUUCAACAAGUAUUUAAUUAUGAUUCUGCCAAGAUGAUCGAAUGAACAGCAAGGCAUAAAAAACAUGAAAUAGUUAAGAGAUUUUUAUUCUAAUAGCUUUAAUUACAGUGCUUGUUUGUCGAAAUGAAAACUGAAAACAAGUAUACAAAACAGUUGAUUACUAGUUGUGUAUUGAAAGCAAUAAAGGUUUCCACAACACUAAAUAAACCAGUUCUGAUAGUUCCUCGAGUUAAAGUUUAACAGCUCCAGCUUCUUCAGUGUUUAUCAAAA
Messenger RNA from Passer montanus (Eurasian tree sparrow), 3967 nucleotides. RefSeq names its product chromosome unknown C1orf35 homolog (gene CUNH1orf35). The coding region runs from base 266 to 1201 and encodes 311 amino acids. The record is from RefSeq and is a predicted model, not a curated record. The transcript is spliced from 9 exons. Lineage: Eukaryota; Metazoa; Chordata; Aves; Passeriformes; Passeridae.